AUGGCUAAGAAGAACAAGAAAAAAGUCAUUCGUCCCUGGUGCUGGUACUGCGAGCGUGAUUUCGAGGAUGAGAAGGUCCUGAUCUCCCACCAAAGGGCCAAGCAUUUCAAGUGCAACCACUGCAGCAAGAAACUCAACACGGCCGGAGGAAUGGCCGUCCACGUUAUGCAGGUCCACAAGGAGACCAUCAGCACGGUACCGAACGCAAUGGAGGGCCGCGAGUCAGUGGAUCUGGAAAUUUACGGCAUGGAGGGCAUCCCAGAGGAAGAUCAGAUUGCAUACAACGCCAGACAGGAGGCAGGAGACAAUCCAGUCAGCAAGCGUCCCAAGAUCGCGGUGGAGUCUGUAGAGUUCUCGGCAGAGGACCUUCAGAGUCAACUGGCGGCUCACAAAGCAAUGAUGCAGGCAGCGGCAACGCCCCCUGUUGGACCUCCAGCUGGGCCUCCUGGAAUGAUGCCUGGCUUCUCUGGACCCCAAAUCCUUCCACCCGGCAUUCCCGGCGGUCCCCCAGGCAGCAUCCCUCCAAUGGGUCCAGGAUUCCCACCGAUGGUGCCUCCUCCAGUGGGUGCCAUGGGGGCACGACCACCCCCUCCCUUCCCAGGUCAGUUCCAAUACCCAGGUAUGCCCCCAGCUGCUGCUUCCGUCAUGCCCGCUGCUUAUAGCCAAUUCUACCAACCAAGACCACCACCACCACCACAUUUUGGAAUGCCUCCCCACCCAGGUAUGUCACACGCUGGUCCUCCACCACCCCAGUUUCCUCCUUUUGGCAGUCAAAUGCCCCCACCAGGCGCUUGGCCGCCACCACAGAGACCAUCUUUUGGAGCACCGCAUUCAAUGCCGCCACAGACACAACAUGCGGGACCUCCUCCACCUAGAUUCCCGAAUGGCGGACCUAUGCCUGGAUUUACUCCACCUGGAAUGCCACCCAAAGGACCUUACGGACAUCAAGGACCUCCACCCUCAGGACACGCAUUGCCUCCUAGACCAGGCGGACCUCCUCCUCCAUUGCUUCACAACGGACCACCGGCCACGAGCGCGCCUGGAAUGGCACCACCCUCAACAGGUAUUCCCAGCAGUCAGAUGCAUCAAGGUUUGAAGAACACAUCACACAUCACAUCUACUCCCGAUUCGACCAUAAAGCCUCCAACUGGAUCAGCAGCAGCACCCUCAAAACCAAUUGUGGGUGCCCCAACUGGCAGCGCUGCUCCUUCAAUGGGUGCUGUGACAGCAACUGCUGCACCUGUUGCACCCGCUGCAACUGCAGUCAAGACAGAGAGUGCGGCAGCGACCCCUGCAGCCGCUGGCGGCGCAUCGGCGAAGAAGGAGAGCGUCCUUGUCUACAGCGACAAUGAUGUAUCAGUGGAGGAAGUCCGAGCUGCAUUAGAGAGGUAUCGUUUCAACCCACACACGGCAUAA
Molecule: messenger RNA, 1416 nt
Organism: Linnemannia hyalina
Lineage: Eukaryota; Fungi; Mortierellomycota; Mortierellomycetes; Mortierellales; Mortierellaceae
Source: the annotation of a GenBank genome assembly